Molecule: messenger RNA, 5550 nt
Organism: Rhea pennata
Lineage: Eukaryota; Metazoa; Chordata; Aves; Rheiformes; Rheidae
Gene: ZNF831
Product: zinc finger protein 831
Exons: 5
Coding region: 1-5550 (1849 amino acids)
Source: RefSeq, a predicted model, not a curated record
AUGGAGGCACAGAAGCAUUCCUGUUUUACAGCUGCACUAGCAGAUCAACCCGAUCCAACUUCUUCUCUUCAGCCUGCACAGGGUUCUUCAGGUCUCAGUCAAAGCAGUGCGACUCCUCAGCGGGAGCAAGCACUGGCUCAACCGGUGUAUCUCAAAGCCCUUACCAUACCGCUGUACCAGCCUGUCCAGCCAGGAUGCUUUCAGCCAAACAGUCAGUCGGUGACCGGCAGAGGCUGUGUAAAUCUAGACAGCAGUAACAUACCUCUAAUCCUGAAUCCACUUGUUCCUUCAGAAGGGACAUACCAGCCUCAAUCAGUUUUUCAAAAACAACUUGGACAAACUCUAACAUUAAACAUAGUGAGCACUUUACCAGUUUUAUUGUCACCAAAUUCUUGUGCAAAUGCUUCUUUUGGAAACCCAGGAAAAUCGAAAAAUGCCGGGAAAUACAUCUGUAAACACUGUGGACGAGAUUGUUUGAAGCCAAGUGUCCUUGAGAAACAUAUUCGCUCUCACACAGGAGAGAGGCCCUUUCCAUGCACCACUUGUGGCAUUGCAUUUAAAACUCAAAGUAAUUUGUAUAAACACCGACGAACUCAAACACAUGUCAACAAUACCAGACUACCUUCAGACUCGGAGAACAGUGGCAUAUUGGAGCAAAAUGAGAGCGCAGCAGAGAGCGUCACAUCACAUCAAGGCACCAAACUACACAGUAGUGCCCGUGAAGAUGAAGGGGUGCAGAUUAAACAAGGAAAUUCAGAGACGAGUGUUGUAAAAGACACUAAGACACUUUUUAAAGAUCUUCCACUGCCAGCAACAAAAGACUCAUUUGCUUCAGAAAAUCAAAUCAGAACUAAUCCAUCCUUCAGUUCAAAGAUUAAUCAGGAGGUUCCUGAAGAAGAAUCUUUACCAUCUCCGGUGGCUCUGCCAUAUGAUGAGCCCCAGAGAAAGAAGAUACAGGAGCAAAGAACUCCAGCUGCCAAUAAGCACAUUCAGUUGCAAAGGCAGCAAGCAACCUACUCCGACAAGCAGUGGGAUUACAAGCCAUUUGACUGCAAGCUAAAGAAGUGCGAGAGCACUGACUCAGGGUAUCUGUCACGCUCUGAUAGUACAGAACAACAGAUGCCAUCGCCCAGCCCCUUGCACAGUCUCUCUGAACACAGCACGGAACUGGAAAGUGAAACUGCCUUCAGCAGCUUAAGGUGCACAGCCGGAAGUAGUGCAAAGCUAGAUUCAGCUGAGAAAGCUACAGCCUUGAUGCUAGAGAAAAAGAGGCUGGAAGAACACAUCUCAAAACUUAUUUCUCAUAACAAGAGUGUGGUGGAUGAUACCCAGCUAGAUAAUGUUAGGCCCAGAAAAACUGUCCUUUCUAAACAGGGAAGCAUUGAUCUGCCAAUGCCUUAUACAUACAAAGACUCCUUCCAUUUUGACAUCAGAACUUUUGAUGUAAAUAGAAGGAAGAAUCUUUCCCUUUGUUCAGCAAAAUCUACCUUUGCACCCCUAGAGAAAUGCAAGCCAUUGUUUUUUCAUUCCGUCCCCACACAGUUCUCCACUACAAUAGAUUCUGUGCCUGUUACAAGAAGCAACUCUUUGCCAUUUGUGGUGGGCACAAGAACGGUGCAUGACAAAGCAGGUUGCUCAAACCCACUUUCUCUUACUAAGCAGUCUGUAAAUACAAGCUCUUCCAGUCUGUUGCCUAGCAACAAUCUUGCUGCAAAUUCCAUAGAUUUUCCUAACAGCCAUCCCCGAGCACUCGUCAGACAAACGGCAGUGGAUGACUUGCCACUAAGUAAUGCAGCUGAUUCUCCUUCUCCUGCUGAGGAGUUGCAAGGGAGUAAAAAGCUUGGGGCUGGAGAAGUGGUAAGUGCUAAAAAUAAGAAACAAAAUCAAAAGAAAUUAAAGAUGUUCUCUGAAGAAAAAUGGCAAAUGUAUGGAGAUGAAACAUUUAAGAAAAUCUACCAAAAAAUGAAAAGCAGUCAAAAUGCCAAGAAAAUGAAACAAAGGGGGAAUAAGAUUACAGAUAUUACAGGCUUCACUCCUAAUUCAAAGGAAUCAGUCAGCAGUGCUGAAAUUAUUCAGGAAAGAGACAGCAGGAGCUCUUUAAGUGACAGGCUUUCCUCCCUUGGGACAGCAGAUUUAAACACUGUUAAAUCAGAAAGCUGUCCUAAUGGUAAUCAUGUUCUACAGAAUGCAUCCUCAGAGGAAGCUGCAGGCAGUUUAACCUACGUAACGGAAACAUCACAUUCAGUAAAUGCUAGAGCACAUACAAUAAUGAGCAAAUCUUCCCAAAACCUCAGAGGCAGUGACACAGAUAAAAACACAAGUGUCAACAACACAUUACGAGUGCUAAGCAGUUGUGAGCUCAGGCUUCAAAAUACACCGUGUCAACCAAACAGCAGUGUAAUGAAUGAUGACUGCUUGCCAGUACAGAGUAGCAAUUGGGAAGAUUCAAAAGAAUCUGAGAAAAAAUCCAGUCCAUCUGAAUCAGAGUGUAAAAAUACUUCAAACGAUUAUGGAAACCAUCACAGGAAGAAGGAAACUGGCCAACAUGCCCUGACAUCCCUGUGGGUCCAUUGCAACAGCAAUAGAGAAGCCUCAGGAAAAUCUCAGAACCUACCAUCAGAAAGAAAAAAGCUGAAAGUUGAUGUGGAAAGGAAAGAAAACAUUACGUUAAAGUCCUGUUCUGGGCCCACUAGUGAAACGAACGCAGAAGAUGAAAGAGAGGGAGUCUCUUGCAGUACCGCUCAGUGUCUUUGCACAGCACCAAUGAAACCCUCAGGUAAAGCAAAAGAGCAAAAAUUAAGCACGUCUGAAGGUGCUGAGAGAGCGGAAUGUGUGAAAACAAUCAGACUCCCCACAAAACCUCUUAAUUAUAGUGACGGUAACCUUUCACAUUCAGCAGGGAUCUCAGCAGCUUCAGUUGUGGGAUUUCUGGGGCCUGAGUUAACGGGAAGUGAUUGCAAUUCUUUUGCCUUUCACGAUGCAACAGAUAAAGAUGUCAAAACAUGUCUUGUGAAAACAAAAGGAAAAGUACCACUUUUCAGUGACAAUGUUGUUGACAUAUCUGCUAAAAUUCAUCAUCUGCAAUCUGGUCAGUUAACUCCAGUCCCACAGAAAAAUGCCUUUUCUCCUAAAUAUAUCCUUAAAUUGCCACAAGGCAAGAGAUCCUCAGAUCUGUCACUUCUGCUUAGAUCAGAACAGAAGAUUACACCAUCUACGUCUGUGACGGACACCACAACCAGCCCCUCUUGCUCUUCCAGCAGCAGAUCACUCAGUUCUGAUUCUAAUGCUGUGGCUUGGUCCCCUUUAAAAUUUGAAGUGAGACAAAAGGCCUGCAGAGGAGAGCUACGAUGGAACGUACAUGCAAACUGGAAAACUCCAGCAUUUUGUUCACCAGUCAACUCAGAAACCACAAGUAUUUUAACCACAGUAGAUAACACCUUUUAUAACCAAAACUUUAGACAGAAGGAAAUGAUAAAAGAUGCUUGGAAAAACAAAUACAACAAAAAUAAAUUAAAUUAUCAAAGGCAAACUGAAGACAAGUGGAUGAACACAACUACUUCUUCUGCACAGAUGCCAAUGAAGAAAAUAUGUUUUACUUCUAUGUAUACAAGUGGCUUUUUCAUAUCAGCAGAUAUCAAGGAAGAAAAGAGCAUUUUACAUCACCUGUGCUCAGGCAGCAACUCUUUGGAGAUGACAUCAGGCCAAAGCUGCCCAGUGACCCCAGAGCAAACAAUCCUGGGAUGGGGCACAGAUGGAAAUCCGUGCAUUCGUAAGGACAUUUCACCAGCACUGCAGGGUAUGGAGCAUUCUCAGAGCUCAACAGACAACUCUACUUACUUUUGCCAUUCUUUUGGCACUUGUUAUUGCCACACUCUCACUACUCACUGUAAAGAAUUCCCAGCACUUCCCCACAAUAGUUUGACUUGCUGCUCUGGAAGUUUAACAGUACUGAGCACGAAGAAUACCUUCCCAUCACUAAGUGCUGAACCUCGAUUGACUUGGUGUUGUUUAACAAGAAGCCUUCCCCUGCCUGCUGAGCAGAAAGGGAAUGCAGACUCUGCUUAUUCCUCCAUGCACAUCUGUGAUAAGGAAUCUAGCAAUGAAUGCACACUAUCAAAAUAUGAUAUUUCUUUUUUCAAAAUGAAAAAUAUUAGCAAGACUGUGGCCUAUGGCUUAACAAACAGGAGUUUAAAAACACUGGUUUCAUCCUUUUCUAAAGGACCACAGAUGCAGGAGUUAAGCUCAGCAGCUCCUGGUGGUGCUUUUGCAAAUAUUUCGGAGCAAAAGAAGAAAACAGUAGUUUGCAAAAGAGAAAGAAUCACAACAAAUAAACUCAAGAGAAGCCACAAACAGAAAAAAAUUAAAGUCACCUCCAAAUGGUACAGAAGGAGGCACGCACAUGGAUACGCUCUGUUGAAAAUUAACCGACUAAGCAAGCAACACUGUUUUCCACAUAGACCACUGGAUGAUUUGAAAAAGGGCUACCCAUCACAAACCUAUAAAUUUAAUCAACUUAAGAAGUGUCUUUCUCCUCAAUCAAAGUUACAAGGAGGUUUCUUACACCAGCAAAAAGAGGCAUCUUGUUCCACCUCAGACAAGCCACUUUGCAGAAGGAAGAAAGAAGAAAAGAAUAACUCAGGAAUACUUUCCCAUACUGAAAAACUAACCCGUGUUAAGCGAAAAGACGAAAUGGAUAAAAAUGACAUUUCUGGGCAAAUCAGGGAACAUACCAGAACAAAAUUCUCUUUUCAGAACAUUACACCUCCGUUGGAAAUAUCCGUGACAGCUCAUUCCUUUUCAUCCACAGUUAAUACUGCCAUGCAGCAAGUCAGCAAUGACAUAGAAAUUUGCUGUUUAGUAACACAACCACUUGUGCUUCAGCGAUCAGUUCCAGGGGAAUCACAGCCAAAUGUUCGGACUGGCUCAGUGGCAUCAUCUUUUUGGUCUUGUCCUUUUGAUUUUCCAAAUACAGGCACAGACAGCCAGAUUGACAGCACAAGCUCAGAAACCACUGAUCCUGUUUCCUUAUGUCCAGAAGCAACCCAGGGAAACAUACUAAAGGUAGAGUCAGAGAGGCAAAGAUUUGGUGAAUUAGAUAUGGUGAUGGAGGCCUCAGGAAGAGAGAAAUGUCCAACUGAAGAAAUUAGAUCCUCAUCUCCAGAAGAAAACUCAACUGCCAGUUCCCAACCCGGAUGUUCACAUACACUGGGAUCAAAAGCAGAGUCUCUUCUUGAGUCAACCACAAGGGCUAACCUACCCAAUAUAGAAUACACAGAGUGGGCAAACUUUUCUCAAAAAAUCCUUCAUGGAAAUAUGGACAAGAAUGAAACCUACCUGCAGUCGGGUAACUAUGGAAGGCAACAUGAAACAAAUACUGCUGCCUUUAAAGAGCCCUCAAUUACUCUCAGGUUCCCCGAGUUCAAGACUUAUUCUGCAACAUCUUCCAAGACAUACAAAAAGAAAGGUUUAGAGAUAAUGAGGAAGCAAAACAGGGUUGAAUAUGAUGACACUAGCAGUGAUGAUGAAGAUAGGCUUGUUAUAGAAAUAUAG